UUAAUUUUUCAGAGUUACAAAGUGUUGAUUCUGGUGUUGAUUUCUCUGACAUUAACACUUGCAGUGUAAAUCAAUGCUAGGAGUCAGUGUAAUUACAGCGUGUUAAGUUAAACAACACUUCUGAUGAGUAGAUCCAAUUUCCGGUGCUUGCACAUUACUUCCUGUAUGUCUAAUGGCGGACGGCCACGUGAAGACGGCAGUGUUAAGAUUAGACAACCCACUCGAGACGAGAGCUGCAAAGCAAGUAUCAUCAUGUUGAUGAAAGUGCAUUGUCAAGGUGUGAAGAAAUUUGUGAAAUUGCCUAAUGAUUUCACAUUCCAAGAUUUUCUCACUGAAGUUAAAAGCAAAUUUGGGUUUGCAAGCUCUGCAGCUCUUCAAGUCUUUGAUGACACAGACACCAAUGUGGAGGAGGACAUCUUCCAAGAACUGAUUGAAGCCAAUCCACAUUUAUGUUUAACUGUUAAAUGUCUGGAAGAACUUUCUGCUGGCCUGCCAGAGGUGAAUACACCAACAAGAUCCUCGACCCCCAGCACAUGCACUGAUACUCUUUCAGUCUCUUCAGCUGACUAUGAUGAGGCAGACAUAGCAGUGAACAGGCAGUCUCCACGGGCUUGCAGCAGAGAGACAUUGGAUGCUGAAAAGGCAAAACAGACUAUCCAAGAUGCCCUGGAAAAACAAUCUGGUGGUGAGGAAGUUUUGGAGGAAUACCAGGCAACUAAAACUUUGAAGCACAGCACCAGACGCCAACUUGUCAAUAUUGUUGUCAGUCACAUGACAGAGACUUACGGGAGGAUCCCCACCCGCAAACAGCGUGAGACUUAUGCUUUAGGAAUUGUUAGUCUCUUUCCUUCUUUGAGAGACCCAUUUUCAGCAAAGGGCUAUGAACAUUUUUAUGAUCCAGAGAAGGGGACCAGGUUUAUCUCUUGGCGCCUUAAAACUUUGUCAAGGAAGAACCCAAAACGGGGGCGCUCUGAGAUUUUUGAAAUAGGAGGACCAAGUCGCCGAAGAAGAGUCAGACUUCUCGGCAUAUCAGCACUGACUCUGCGCUCCUCUCUGCUGCAGAGGAACCAGUGA
Puntigrus tetrazona (Sumatra barb) is the source of this 1074-nucleotide messenger RNA. RefSeq lists its product as uncharacterized. Lineage: Eukaryota; Metazoa; Chordata; Actinopteri; Cypriniformes; Cyprinidae. The transcript is spliced from 9 exons. The record is from RefSeq and is a predicted model, not a curated record. Bases 124 to 1074 code for a protein of 316 amino acids.